Linderina pennispora is the source of this 1204-nucleotide messenger RNA. RefSeq names its product Clavaminate synthase-like protein. The transcript has a single exon. NCBI's taxonomy places the organism in Eukaryota, Fungi, Kickxellomycota, Kickxellomycetes, Kickxellales, Kickxellaceae. The record is from RefSeq and is a predicted model, not a curated record. The coding region runs from base 119 to 1204 and encodes 361 amino acids. Gene Ontology annotation, molecular function: dioxygenase activity.
CGAAUUCCUAAUUUGCGGCCGCUCAAAAUCCUGUCAGGUAUAAAUUCAUAGGGCUCUGGCCUUUUUCUACGCCCCGACUCUCUAUCAUUCGCUUUCUACUGUAUUCACCAUUUACAACAUGACAGCGCCCGACUUCAGCUCCAUCCCUGUGCUUGACCUGGCCGUAGCCAGAACGAACAAGCCCCGCUUUUUGCACGACCUCAAGCACGCGCUGAUCCAUGUUGGCUUCUUCUACGUCGCUGGCCACAACAUCACUCAAACAUUCCUUGACCACCUCACCUCCCUCACUAUCAAGUAUUUUGACCUCCCGCUGGCAGAGAAACUCAAGACUGACAAGAUCCACUCACCGACCUUCCUCGGCUACAGCGUCCAGGGCAAUGAGAUUACAAAGAACAAGAAGGACAACCGCGAGCAGUUUGAUUUCGCCAACGAGCUCACCCAGCGGUGGCAAGAAGGACGGCCAAUUCAUGAGCGCCUAACCGGCCCCAAUCUAUGGCCCGACGAGAGUGUGCUGCCCGGAUUUCGCGAUGCGGUACUGGACUACCACAGACAGGCCAAUGAUCUGGCAGAGGAGCUGACCCAGUAUGUCGCCGAGGCAGUGGGGCUGGCACCAAAUGUUCUGCUGGAUGAGUUUGUGGUCAAAGGGCAGCAGCACCGCGGCAAGUUGGUGAAAUACCCUGCCAUUGACGAAUUGGAUGCGACAGAUGGCGACCAGGGUGUCGGCCCGCACCGCGAUACCUCGUCGCUGCUGACUAUUCUGUAUCAGGCGAACGAUCUGCCUGGGUUGCAGGUGCAGAAUCAUGCAGGCGAGUGGAUCGACGCGACGCCAAUCAAAGGCACCUUUGUGGUUAACAUUGGCACUGGGCUGGAGUACCUGGUGCAGCGAGUCGCGGUGGCUACUACGCACCGGGUGCUGAACCCACCACCGGGCCGCGGGCCGCGCUAUUCUAUUCCGUUUUUCCUCGGAGCGCGUAUCGACAAGAAGCUGACGCCGCUGGAAAUCCCACAGCAUAUUCUUGACGAGCGCCCCGAGACUGUAGUGUCUGAUUCGGGCCACCAGUUCAACGAACUGUACUUUGAAGACCCCGGAACGUAUACGGUGUUGAAUCGCAUCUCGUCCCAUCGUGAUGUGGCGGCCAAGUACUACCCAGAACUCGCCAAAGCGCAUGGUAUCGACGUUGAAGGCGUCAACGCUGGCUAUUGA